This is a messenger RNA of Cololabis saira (Pacific saury), 4468 nucleotides long. RefSeq names its product methyl-CpG binding domain protein 1b (gene mbd1b). The coding region runs from base 356 to 2893 and encodes 845 amino acids. Gene Ontology annotation, molecular function: DNA binding; zinc ion binding. NCBI's taxonomy places the organism in Eukaryota, Metazoa, Chordata, Actinopteri, Beloniformes, Belonidae. The transcript is spliced from 17 exons. The record is from RefSeq and is a predicted model, not a curated record.
CUCUCGCGAGAGGGGGUUAUUUCUCGCGGGCAUGCGGUUGUUGUUGUAACACCGGUGCUGUGGGCUGCAUGGUAGCGCUCUAGCUUCUCCCUUCCCCGCACAGUAACAGGGAGCCGCACAUCAGACACAUCUGGAACAUGAUGACCCACAGGCGUCGGUCAACCGCAUACGUUGUAAUAUAGUUAGGACAGAAGCAGCUCUCCGUUCAGGACUAAUCUCCAGCCACCAUGAAGGGCUGCUGAGCUAACGGUGGCUAACGUCAUCCCCGCAGUCAACGCUUCUGCUCCAUGUAACACAAGGCUCCUAUUAACUGGAAAUCACACUGGAGCACUUGUGACCCAAACCGGUUGCAGAGAUGGACCAGGAAGCGGCUGAGAGCCAGCUCCUCCCGGGCAGUGAGCCCCUGCAGCAGGUGGAUGAGGGACAGAGCUCGGAGAAAGAUUGUCCUCAGACAGAAAAGGCUUCAGAGGAGGCCCCGGCCCCCCUGGAUGGCACCAAGGAGAAGCCCGUGUUGACCCCGCAGCCCGUGGAGGACGUCCCCGCAGAGGCCGAGGAGGAAGUCAGUAUGGCCGGCUGCGAGCCCCCGGUGGACUGGUUCGAGCCGCUGGAGGACGAUGAUGCCAAUAGCAUUGACAGGAACGAUCCAGAGGACGAGAGUCUGGCAGGGGAAAGUGAGAUGGGUGAAAGCGUGGCCGGCAGUGAGAAGACCAUGAGGAGGGCGUAUCGGCUUCAGAUCCCCCGCCGUCAAAGGCGAUCAAAUCGUGACGAGGGAUGGAUUGUGUGGCCAGUACUCGGCGAUGGUUGGAAACGCAAAGAGGUUGUUCGACGUUCAGGUUCAAGCAUCGGCCAAAAGGAUGUGUAUUACCUCAGUCCGGCGGGCGACAGAGUGAGGAGCAGAGUAGAGUUGACCACCGUUCUCCAAGGACAUCUCGACUUGACUAACUUUGAAUACAAGUCUGGCAAAUUUUAUGAAGGGGAAGCCCCGCCUGUAAGAGUUCGAGCUAGAGCGAAGAGAAAACCCCGGGAGCGUUCCUCCUCAGAAUCAAGUUGGUUGGAGAGAGGAGAGGGGGCAGAAACCCCUGACUCCCAUCACAGGCUCACCCCAAACAUCAUGUCCAAAAACCUCUACGUCAACCAGAUGAGUUUCUCGCUGAACACCUCAGUGGGAAACCUGAAACAAAGCUCUCGCUACGAUGAUAUGUCAGAGGAUAAAAUCAGACUCCCUUUCCCUUCGUCGUCCCGGCCACUCCCGUCUAUAAACGGAGAAAUCGGCUCAGAAGACAGCAUUCUGGUCUGUGCCAAGUGUGGCAUUUCCUUCACAGGUACAUGGUAUGACAAACAAAGGAAGAGGCCUUCCUGUCCCACCUGCUGGGCAUCAAAGACAAAAGAGCAUCCAAUGAUCCGGUUCAGGAAGGUAACUCCCGUCAGCAGCCUGCAAACUCAAACAGCUGCGUUUGGCAGCAAUAGUUGGAUUCCUUGUGGUCAAUGCGUGGGAUGUCACAACACAAUCAACUGUGGGCAGUGUGCUAACUGCAAGCAUGGCCUGCAGAGCCCGGAGUCCAGGAAGCGCGUAUGCCGGAAGCGCAGGUGCAUAUGUCCCAUUCGCAAGAACCCUGGAGGAGGAGGGUUGCUGCUCCAGAGGCCUCAACACGACCUUCACGAAUCCUUCGAUGACAGCUUUAGUUUCCAGAAUGAAGUUAAAGACUCGCAGCAGACGAGUCUGAAGGGCAGCGACGGAGAGAACUUCUCCGUCAACGUGGACCUGGAAGACGAGGAUUUGUCAACCGAUGACGAUGAUGAUUGGCAUAAAAAGCGUAAGCGCCGUUCCUGUGGAGAAUGCAAGGCCUGUCUCUCCAGGAAAGACUGCGGCACAUGUGAUUUUUGUGUCGACAAACCCAAGUUCGGAGGCAGCAACAAGAAGAGGCAGAAGUGUCGUUUACGGCAGUGCCAGCGUCAGGCGAUGAGACACUUGCUGCCCUUCCAGAUGGGGCUGAGUGAAUAUGGGUCAGAGGAGGGACCGGCGCUGCCGGGCCGGCCGAGACCUCACUACACGUACAGUCGCAAGUCAAGUUUAAAGAAACGCAAAGGGCUGGAGAGUGGCUUGGACUUGGACACUGACAAUGAGGAUGAGGAGGACAGUAAUUUACAACCAUCAACCUGGAGCAAACACUCAUUUGAUGUCAGAGAUCACCAAUCGUCUACACAGCAGUUGGAUCCCUUAGAUUUCGGGGAUAAGAACGGACUGACAAACCUGGUCCCUCACAUCAGGAACCACGACUACUCUAAACAAGACCGUCAAAGCCAGUGGGGUGUAGAGAGCUCCUACACAGGCAGAGACGGUCAAACGCAAGUUGAAGAAGAGGAUGAGGACGAGGAGGAGGAGGAAGACGAGGAGGAGGAGGAGAAAGAGCUUCCCAUGAUCACGCAGAUCUACAGCUUGGCCGACACCCCGAGUGGCAGCGGCUCGGACAUGGACAACCAGCUGAUGAAACUGCUGCACUCCCUGCGCUCGUCCGUGCUGCCCAUCCUGUGGUACGCCAUCAUGGUGGACGGCCCGCAGCUGCAGCUCAUCCAGUGCUCCAAGCAGUCGGCCAUGGCCGACACCAUCGUGCUGAUCGACCCCGGCUUCUGCUACCAGGUGACGGUGCAGAAGCAGCCGCUGCUCCCCACCCACUCCCUGUACGACCGCUACCCGGCGCCGCUCACCUCCGUCACGGAGGUGGUGAGCCUGCUGCUGGCGCUGGAGAAGUUCGUGGUGUGCCACGGCAUCCCGCUCAGAGAACCGUUGCUCUACAAGGGCUCGCUGGUGCUGGAGCGCGCCUCCACCUGCGACUUCCUGGUCAAGAAGAACGAGAGCGUCUGCUCCAACUGCAGAACUCUGCAGCGACCGUAACUUCUGCACAGAGUCUUUUUUUUUUUUUUUUCUCUCCUUCUAUUUUCAUUCUUCAAAAAAAUGUGACGUUUUACGGACGCCAGACUUUUCUGGUGCAACUUUGUGCCAUUUUUUCCCCCCAAUGGCAAUAAGAUGUAUGAUACUUUACAGACUUACCUCUUGACCUCACUUGUUUGAUUUGCUUCUCUGAAGAAUCACCAAAGGCAUUCAGGAGCUGUGUGAAUAAACCCAGGCUUGUUUUUUGUAGCGCCCCCCCCUCCCUCCCCGUGUUUCUCUCUUCUCUCAGAUGUUUUAUCCUGCUGGUGUUGGGCGUCUCUGUGGAAUUGUUCAGGUGAGUGUCUGGUCGGCGUCUCUGAUCAUCGUCGAUGGGCUUCACUCGUUUCCCUCGUUACCUUUGAUUUAUUUAUACAAAGUGAAUAAACACUUUGAAUUAUGAAACCCAGAUUAAACUAUGCUGUUAGCAUUAGCUCACGGGUCGUAUCACCAGCAUCAUUGGCCGCCACAUUGUUGCCACGACGACAUGUAUAAUGUGUUAUAGGUGAUGAACUUUACCAGUAAGUGCGUUCUUUUUGGAAGGUUUUUUUUUUUUUUUUUUUUUUUUCCAUUUUGGUCAGUUUUCUAUUUUCAGUAAGUUAUUUGAUUAUGAUCUCCUCCCAUUGCACUCAGCUGGUAGUCUUUUGUUUUUGAAUAUUCUUGCUUUUCAUCUGGCAACUGUUUUUUUUUUUUUUUUAUCAUGAAUUUUACGUUUAAGCCUCUAAACCUUUGUGUCUUCCAGUGUAUGCAGUCAGAUGGUCACAUGAAUUAUAAAUACGCUCGAACAUUUACUUGAAAAUAGCCCAAAUAAUAGACGGUGUGAGCAGCAGCAGUUUUCCAGUUAUUUUUUAAGCUCAUUACAAAAUGAAAUGGAAUCAAGAACCACUACCUCUCCCUGCUGGCGGCUCCGUAGAGUCCUGACUGACACGAAAGAGAGUAUUAUCCCUAAAGUGCUGUAAAUACAACACAGAACAUGUAGAUCACGUCCUGGACGGGACUCGGCGCUCGCGUUCCAGUCGGGACCACUUUUGAAAGACCUUUGUCAUCGUUUUGGGUGCGAGGCUUUUGCACAGAGCAAGGGUGGCUACGAGGCGGCUAUGAAGUGGCUACGAAGUGGGUACGAUGGGAAGUUCCAGGUGGUAAACUGUAACCGUACGAGAGCAUAUGCGUGUAGAAUGUAUUUCCCAGAAUUAGGUGUUUAAAUGUUGUAGUCCAGUCAUCUCUCCGAUGAUGUUUCUGUUCAAUAUUAGUGUUAGACCUCCAUCAGCCACGUUGGCCCAUCCCUUCUUUUGACUUGUGUGACACUUGGUAUUAAAUGGCAUUUGAAACCUUUUUUUUUUUCUUUUUCAAUUGUCUAAUAAAGCAUUUUUUCUCCCGUCCCUCCCCGAUCCUUUGGAAUAACUCAGUGACUUUUGACAAUGUGAAACUUUAUGCAUUCGACAUAUGUGUAUUUUGUUACUUUGUUUUCUUCAAGUGGUUGUGCAGAUUUAAUGCUUUAAAUACUAUUGUCAGCUCGUCUUUGAAUUAAAGCUUAUUUGAAGA